UUGGGAAAGUACCGUUUGUAUUUGUUUUUCCAAUUUAUUAUUAUUUUAAUUGUUUUAAAGAAAUGUUUUAAUAAAUGUCAUGCCAUGUUUCAAUAUUCAAACAUCAUGGCAAAGAUUACUAAUAGGCUUUUGGCAAUAUAUAAUUGCAAAUUUCCUUAAUAUUCUAACUAAAUUUCAAAAGAAACCAAAAGGGGUUUAAUAAUUAAGUCUGAAUGAAUUAGAAUUUAAUUUUUAAUUACUGUCUGUGUUCAAUUAUGGAAUCUCAAAGACUAUUAACAUCUAAAGAGGAGCAGGCUGAAGAGGAACAAGAUGAUAGUCUCGAAGGUGACUGGUCAGAUAGGUCCAGUUAUAGUACUUAUUCAGACUCGGAUUCAGAUAGUAUAAUUCCUGAUUGGGAACCAUACGUCGAUGACUUUACUGGAGAACUAUUAUAUAUUGACUGCCAUCCAUUUGUAACCCAUAAUCGUUUUCAAAGUAAAACCAGUGAGGAGCCAGAACCGUUUUCUAAGACACAACUUAGAAGAAGCACCAGAGGAAAGUUUUUAAGACUGUUGAGGAGGAGGGAAAGUAAGAGAAUAAAAAAGAACCAAAAACCCAUUGAGGAAGGUGUUGAAAUAAACACUCAGAAAGUAAAAUUUCAAGAUUUUCAGGAAGGGGAAGAAAAAGAAGUAACCUUGGAAAUCGACCGUGAAAAUCGAUAUAAUCUAUCUAGUGACAAAUCAUUGGCGGAAUCUUUGCUAGGAGUUAUUGUCGGUACAUUAUCCGAUGGCCACAGGGUGAUGAUAUCAGGUUUUUCAUAUGAUAGCAAAGCCAAACACGACAGAAAUAUUAAAAUAGGUGAUUGGCUAAAGACAAUUAAUAAUAUAGACGUUCAUGUUAAUAAUUUAGAUGACAUUCUGCAAAAGUUUAUUAAUCAUAAUGAGGUCCUAUUAACUCUGCAAAGGGUCGCUGCCACGGAAGUAACAAAAGAUCCACCGAUAAAUGAACUAAAUUUAGAAUCUGCAUUUGUAAGAGAUCUAUUAAAUUCAAAAGUGGAUGAAAAUGAGUUGGUGCUUCAAAAAAUGAGUGAUUAUCCUGUUGGAUUGGCUUAUAUUAAUAUAGAUAAACUUGAUGAAAAUAAUAAAGCUAAUGAAGACCUGAUCUACUACUACCCUAAGCCAAUACAAAAAAACAUCUUAUGUACCUCAAGAGGAAUGUUUAUUACUUUAAGCCAUCUUCUCCAAGAUAUCACAAACUCGUCGACAAAAGUCAGUUCGAUUUAUUAUAAAGGAAAACUCGCUCAUGUUGUGUACACAAAAAUCGACAAAAAUCUACUAUUGCUUUUACUACCUGACGAAAGAGCUAGUGUAAAAGAAGUUAUUUUAAUGAACUCAGAGCUAAUACGUUUUAUGGAGUUUAGUUUCAAGAAUGUGGACGGCUGUUUUGCUUGGAGGCGCAGCUGUGAACAAAUGGAUAGACAUUUAUUUAGAUAUUUUGCAAGGAUAGUGUGCAAUACAGACUGGGCCACCACAGAUCAGUUUAUGGACUAUCAGUUUGAUCAAGAUAAUAAUAAUCCAAACGAUUGUUUGUUUGAGCAAGUGAUGCCUGUAGUGCCCACUUUAAAGCUACACGAUGACGCCAUUACACAAAUUGACGAUGCUUUAUCAGAGUUGGAAGCUAGUGAUUAUCGGGAAUGGAAUGAAGAUCCGCUGGAUUGUCAGCGGCUUUUCACCAUACUUGGGAGCGCUUUGUUUCACUCUGGAUAUCUUCUACACUCUCACAUGACUCCAGACGAUUUGGUCGACGUCUUCAAUUUCUGUAGGUAUCAAGGAAUAGUGCAUUUGGCAAAAACCGAACCUGUUAAAUCUUUGGUGCUUUGGAGAGAGGUGUUUCCACGGUCUUGUCGUCCCGUUAGUUUGGAAAAUGAUCCAAUGCCAGAAGGAAGACGAUAUUUGCUAUUAGUGGGAACAGGAAAGGAUUUCUUAGCAGUAAUCAUGGAAGCUGGAGGUGCUACAGAACCUCCCGAAGAAAACAUGGGACCAGAUGCAUUUUAUGUGGAAGAAGCCCAGGCUACUUUAGCGCAUGUUCAAGAACUAGGUUUAAGUAUAGUAGCGGAACGAUUUCUGGCCUCCAAUGGAGGAUUUCAGAUAGCUACUCCAUUACCAGUAUUAAAAGGAAAGAAAAGCGACUUUAUUGGUUCUCUAGGGUUUUCAAAACUAAACGCCCCUCAAGCGUCGAACAAAGAGUCAACCUCGAACCCCAAAAAGAAUGAAGUAACAUCGAUUUUAAAAAGGCGGAGCUCUGAGCAAAACGUUUUUAAUCCGGUGCAGGAUGAUGCGUACGAUGCUUACUCAGAAGGUUCUGAGAAUCAGAGCUAUAAUGAGUCUAUGAGUGAAAUUAGCGAUGAAUCUUCUAGUCGAAAUAAGAGGGUUAAAAGCGAUUCCAACGAUGAAGAUUCGGAUUUUGAUGAUUACGCAGAUGGCAGUCAAAUUAGUACAAGCAGUUUUGACUUAACGGAAAUAAGGCAAUCUCUUCUUUCCGACUUAGGAGAAUAUUCUCCCAGUCAAUUAACUUCAGGCAGAUAUAACGUUUUAUAUCAUUUUGUCCAUAUAGACGCCACAGAAGGGAUGUUAGUGACUCCGGUGGAAUUCAAUCAAAAGUCCCCGACAUAUCAGCUGAUUUUAAACAAUUUCCGGCGGUGCUGUCAAAGUAUUCAUGAUGUUUUUAAGAGUACUUUAAAAUUUAAGAGUUUACCUACCCAAGAUAUCGGGAAAUCUUUAAUAAACAAAAGUUUAAUUGCUAUUAAGGAAUAUGGAAUGUUAUUUGAAUGCCCGUUUAGUGAUGGACUUAAGGAUGCUGAUAACAAAAGGGCUAGGACCAGUUACUGGGUUGUUGGACGACUUUUUCACACGCCUCAUCCAAAAGAACUAUAUAUUUGCUACCAAGACGCGGUGCCACAGAAUUUAGUUGAAUUAGCUUUUAAGAUUAACCUUAAUAGUAUCUUAUAGAUUUUAUCUGUGAUUACAAAAUUCACAUAUUCCAUCCAAUUUUUAUAGACGAUUUUUAUAUUUUUUUCAAUGAAACUAAUAAAAAACAAAAAAAUUUGCAACUUUUA
Molecule: messenger RNA, 3094 nt
Organism: Anthonomus grandis grandis
Lineage: Eukaryota; Metazoa; Arthropoda; Insecta; Coleoptera; Curculionidae
Product: protein inturned
Exons: 13
Coding region: 255-2987 (910 amino acids)
Biological process (GO): establishment of planar polarity; cilium assembly; vesicle-mediated transport
Cellular component (GO): cytoplasm; cilium
Molecular function (GO): protein binding
Source: RefSeq, a predicted model, not a curated record